GCCUGCACCAGGACCACCAGGCCCAACACAACCUGAUAUUUGCCCAACGUUCAACUUGAUACUCACCUGACACUCGCCAUGGCCAGCAGGGACCGGGUCAUCAACUUCGGCGCGGGGCCCUCAGCGCUCCCCCAGUCCGUCCUCGAGGAGGCUUCGAAGGGGCUACUCAACUUCAACGGCACCGGCAUCGGCGUCGCCGAGAUCUCGCACCGCUCGAAAGAGUUCGGCGCGUUCCUGAGCGGGCUCGAGUCCUCCAUCCGCGCCCAGCUGGCCGUCCCGCCCACGCACCGCAUCCUCUUCACCCAGGGCGGCGGCACCGGCCAGUUCUCCGCCGUCGUGUACAACCUCCUCGCGCGGCACAGGCUGCUCUACCCCGACCUCGCGGAGCAGGACCGGGCGAUGCACUACAUCCUCACCGGCUCGUGGAGCAAGAAAGCGGCGGAGGAGGCCAGGCGGCUCGGCGGCGGGCGCGUGCACGUCGCCGUCGACGCGCGGCAGCACUCGGCGGACGGGAAAUCGUUCGACAACAUCCCCCCGCACGACGCGUACGACUUCUCGACGACGACGACGACGACGACCGAGCCCGCGUUCAUCUACUACUGCGAGAACGAGACCGUGGACGGCGUCCAGUUCUCCCCCGACGAGAGCUCGCCCGCCUCCCUUCCCUACGGGCGCAUGCCCGGCGCCGCGUCCGGCAAGCUCGUCCCGCUCGUCGGCGACCACUCCUCCUCCUUCAUGUCGCGCCCGAUCCCGCGCCUCGCGGAGCACGCCGUGAUCUACGCCGGCGCGCAGAAGAACCUCGGCCCGGCCGGGCUCACCAUCCUCAUCGUGCGCGAGGACUGCCUCGUCGACGUCGACGCCGCCGCCCGGCUCGGCGCCGCGCCGGUGCCGAUCACGAUGGCCUACAAGACGCUCGCGGACUCGGGCAGCCUGUACAACACCCCGAGCGUGCUCCCGAUCUACAUCGCCGGCCUCGUCCUCGAGCGCAUGCAAAAGCAGGGCGGGAUGGAGGCGUACGCCGCCGCGAACGAGAGGAAGAAGAAGAAGGUGUACGCCGCCGUCGCGGAGGGCGCGGCCCGCGGCGUGUUCCGCGCGAAGGUGAAGGAGGGCUCGGGCAGUUGGAUGAACAUCGUCUUCGACGUCCUGGGCGACGGCGCGGAGAAGCGGUUCCUCGAUGGCGCGGAAGCGCACGGGAUGAAGGCCCUCAAGGGUCAUCGGUCCGUCGGCGGCAUUCGAGUCUCGCUAUACAACGCGAUCACGGAAGAACAGGUCGACCGACUGAUCCAGUACAUGAACGACUUCAUCUCGGAGGAGUCCAGGCAACAAUGAUGGCGACUCAUAGAAAACAUUACUCUGUGAAAGUGAAAGCAGAGCGGUGUAUGACCGUAACGUAGAUUCAUGAAUACAUAAUGGGGUGCCGGUCG
Molecule: messenger RNA, 1424 nt
Organism: Punctularia strigosozonata HHB-11173 SS5
Lineage: Eukaryota; Fungi; Basidiomycota; Agaricomycetes; Corticiales; Punctulariaceae
Product: phosphoserine aminotransferase
Exons: 3
Coding region: 79-1329 (416 amino acids)
Biological process (GO): L-serine biosynthetic process
Cellular component (GO): cytoplasm
Molecular function (GO): pyridoxal phosphate binding; O-phospho-L-serine:2-oxoglutarate transaminase activity
Source: RefSeq, a predicted model, not a curated record